Molecule: messenger RNA, 3076 nt
Organism: Dermacentor albipictus
Lineage: Eukaryota; Metazoa; Arthropoda; Arachnida; Ixodida; Ixodidae
Product: zinc finger protein 84-like
Biological process (GO): regulation of transcription by RNA polymerase II; DNA repair
Cellular component (GO): nucleoplasm
Molecular function (GO): RNA polymerase II cis-regulatory region sequence-specific DNA binding; DNA-binding transcription repressor activity, RNA polymerase II-specific
Source: RefSeq, a predicted model, not a curated record
CUGCCCGUUACAAAGGGUAUAGCCGCCAUCCAUCCAUCCAUUCGGCGCCCCUGAAGAAACUCUCGUCCAUUGACGGUGGCGCCAGAUUUCCUGUGCUGCUGAUUGUUUCUGCCAUUUCCAAGACCACUGCUCCCUACCUCGUGUGCAACAUGACAACCCAUUGAAGCACUCCAGCUGUCCAGCAAAUGCAGAUGGUGCAGCUACAUGAAGGAUACUGCCCCGCUGUAACUCCUGUCUCUAUGAGAUGGAUAAACUAUGACCUCAAGUGCUCACCAGGAUCCAUGCCGGCCAGCGUGUGUUUGAAUUCCAUUUGUGCCUUCGGAACUUUUCACGAACGUUCAAGCUGAAGCAACACCUGCACACUCACACAACUAAAAGGCCAUUUCAGUGCCCUCAGAGAUUUUUACAAAAAGUUAACCUAAAGCAACAUCUGUGCAUCCACAGAAGAGAAAUGCCAUUUCAAUGCUAUUUAUCCCCUCAGAGCUCACGAACGAGUGCUCUCAAGGACCACCUGUGCACCCACACAGGUGAGAGGCGAUUUCAGUGCCCUUCGUGUCCUCAAAGUUUCUCACAAAAGCGCGCUCUGAACAAACACCUGCGCACCCACACUGGCGAAAGGCCAUUUCAGUGCCCUUCGUGUCCUCAAAGUUUCUCACAAAAGCGCGCUCUGAACAAGCACCUGCGCACCCACACAGGCGAGAGGCCAUUUCAGUGCCCUGCGUGUCCUCUAAGCUUCUCACGAAAGUAUACUCUGAACUCGCAUCUGCGCACCCACACAGGCGAGAGGCCAUUUCAGUGCCCUUUGUGUCCUCUAAGCUUCUCACGAAAGUAUACUCUGAACUCGCAUCUGCGCAGCCACACAGGCGAGAAGCCAUUUCAAUGCCCUUCAUGCCUUCAGAGCUUCUCACGGAAAAGUUAUCUGAACCGACACCUGCACACCCACACAAACGAGAAUCCAUUUCAAUGCCCUUCAUGCCUUCAGAGCUUCUCACAGAAGAGGUAUCUGAACCGACACCUGCACACCCACACAAGUGAAAAGCCAUUUCAGUGCCCUUUGUGCCGUCGGAACUUAUCACAGAAGAGUGAGGUGAACCGGCACCUGCGCACGCACACAGGCGAGAAGCCAUUUCAAUGCCCUUCGUGCCCUCAGAGCUUCUUACAUAAGAGUACUCUGAACGAACACCUACGCCGCCACACGGGCGAGAAGCCAUUUCAGUGCCCUUCCUGCCCUCAGAGCUUCUCACUUAAGUGUACUCUGAACCGACACCUACGUACCCACACAGGAGAGAAACCAUUUAAGUGCCCUUUAUGCCCUCAGAGAUUUUCACAGAAUUAUCUGACCCGGCACCUGCGCACCCACACAGGCGAGAAGCCAUUUCAAUGCCCUUCGUGCCCUCGGAGAUUUUUACAAAAAAGUGGCCUGAAACAACACCUACGCACCCACACAGGCGAGAAGCCAUUUCAUUGCACUUCAUGCCCUCAGAGCUUCUCACAAAAGAGUAGUCUGAACCAACAUCUGCGCAUCCACACAGGCGAGAAGCCAUUUCAAUGCCCUUCAUGCCCUCGGAGAUUCUCAUGUAAGCCUGUUCUGAACCGACACCUUCACGCCCACACAGGAGAAGCCAUUUCAGUGCCCUUUAUGCCCUCAAAGCUUCUCACACAAGUCGAUAUGGAAGGGUCACCUGCAGUUCCACUAUUCUGAGAGGCUGUUUCAGAGCCGUUUCUUUCCUGAGAACUUCUUGUGGAAGUCUAUUAAACCAACAGCCAUGCAUCCAUACAGGCGGGCGGCCAUUAGUGCCCUGCAUGCCCCCAGCAAUCCUCAAAAGUCCUUACUGAAGGAUCACGUUUGCAUCCACUCGAUGAGAGGCCAUGUCAGUGUUCUUCAUAUACUCGGAUGUACUCAUAGAAGUUUGCACUGAACUUCACUUCCACUAUUGUGAGAGGCUGAUUCAGUGCCGUUCAUGUCCUGAGAACUUGUCAUGGAAGUCUACACUGGACCGACACCUGCUCGUCCACACAGUCCGUGGUGAAGGAUCACCUCUGCAAGUAGCACCGACUUCCCUACUUCCUACGGCCACAGGGAUGCUCCCACUACUCACAACGAGAUUAUUAAGUUCUUCUACAUGUCUAGAAGGGUCUUUCCACCCCCCUCACCCCAAGAUGAAUAGGUCGCAAGCCGUUUUACUUAGGCUUCUGCAGACCAGCACGUACCCGUGUCUGUCCGUUCUCCACGAGGCUUACCAGGACGUAUAUCGCAACGAUGCCUGCCGCUCCUGCCGCUCCUCAAGGUUCACCUGCGUAUCCACUCAGGGAGACGCCACGUCAGGGCUCUUCAUGUCCUUGGAGUUACUUGCAGAAGUUCGCACUGAACUGACACAUGCACAACCCACAUAACCGAGAGGUCGUUUCAGUGCCACUUACACUGUCAAACCGUUGGACACAAAAGCCGCCUCAAUAGGCAUCUUGCCACCACAAGUGCACCUGACACAUGCAAUGCAGCAGCGCUGAGUUGUGUGCACUCCUCAUUGUUCCUUCUUGCUUUUCAUGUUUUCCUUAGCUUUUUUCAUGGAAUCACAGCGUAUGUGUACGCCUGUAGUGCUAUACUAGCAUGAAUCAUUGCAAGUCUUCACUUUUCAUUAUUAAGAUGUUAAAGCUCUUUGUCUUGCAGACAAGCACUUCUUUCUGCAUUCAAACCUUUAACUGCUCUUUACUAAAUGAGUUGUGCAAGUUCGUUUCAGUCCACUAAAUAAAAUUUGGGAUUGGGUUUUGCUAAUUAUUGAUAUUUCAAUGCUUGCACUAAUAUCAUGUAAUGUUUCAAUUCAUUCGCAUUUAUUGUGCUGAACAGUUCACAAGAAUUUGAGUGGCUAUUUGCUAUUGCUAUGUGAUGCAGUUAAGACAUCCUUUUCUCAGGAAUUGAAAUUAUGAAAUUAUUAUGUGGUUUUUUGAUGCCUACUAUGAUCCAAAUGGUUUCCAAAUGGCUAAAUGGACUGGUAUGAAAUUCUUUUGCUCAUAAAGAUCCGUGCAGUCCUUUAAGAACUUUGAAUAUUUCUUCAUAAUAAAACAUUGUUCUCAUGGA